Oryza brachyantha (malo sina) is the source of this 1261-nucleotide messenger RNA. RefSeq names its product putative anthocyanidin reductase. The transcript is spliced from 5 exons. The record is from RefSeq and is a predicted model, not a curated record. NCBI's taxonomy places the organism in Eukaryota, Viridiplantae, Streptophyta, Magnoliopsida, Poales, Poaceae. Gene Ontology annotation, molecular function: oxidoreductase activity, acting on the CH-OH group of donors, NAD or NADP as acceptor. Bases 46 to 1068 code for a protein of 340 amino acids.
UCAGGAGGAGCAGAGCAGAGCAAGAAGAGCAGCACGUACAGGAAGAUGACGAGCAAGGUGUGCGUGACCGGGGCCAGCGGCUACAUCGCGACAUGCCUCGUCAAGAAGCUGCUGCAACGAGGCUGCGUCGUCCAUGCAACCUUGAGAAAUCUCGGCGACGAGACGAAGACGGCGCCGCUGAGGAGGCUGGCCGGCGCGGCGGAGCGGCUGGUGCUGUUCGAGGCCGACAUGUACGACGCCGACACCUUCGAGCCGGCCAUCGCCGGCUGCGAGUUCGUCUUCCUCGUCGCCACCCCCAUCUUCCACGGCCCUCUUAGCACCAAGUACAAGAACACCACCGAGGCGGCCGUGGACGCGAUGCGCAUCAUCCUGCAGCAAUGCGAGAGGGCAAAGACGGUGCGGCGCGUCAUCCACACCGCUUCCGUCACCGCCGCCUCGCCGCUCAGGGAGGACGGCGGCAACGGGUUCAAGGACUUCAUCAACGAGUCGUGCUGGACUGCUCUCGAUAAAUCCCACGGAUACAGCAACGACGUCAUGGAUGCCUAUGCCUCAUCCAAGACACUCACGGAGAAGCUGCUGCUGAGCUACAACGAGUCCGGGAGCAGGGGGUUCGAGGUGGUCACCCUGGCGUGCGCGCUCGUCGGCGGCGACGCCGACACCACGCAGCCCUACCACUCGCUCAGCAUCCCGGCGAUCGUGUCGCCGCUCACCGGCGACGAGCGGCCCCACGGCACCCUCCUCAAGUUCCUGCAGGCCCUGCUCGGCUCCGUGCCGCUGGCGCACGUCGACGACGUCUGCGAGGCGCACCUCUUCUGCAUGGAUCGCCGGCCGCCCAUCGCCGGCCGCUUCCUCUGCGCCGCCGGCUACCCCAACAUGCAGGACUACGUCGACCGCUUCGCCGCCAGAUACCCGGAGAUGAAGAUCAAGCUCGAUGAGGUGGUAGACAAGGACGUGAGGGUGCAAGCGGAUACAAACAAGCUCGUGGAAUUAGGGUUCAAGUACAAAUAUGGGGUGGACGAGACGUUGGAUGCAAGUGUGGAGUGCGCCAAGCGGCUGGGGUUGCUUUGAUUUGGAUCAAUCCCGUAUCUAUGAACCAUUAUAUAUAUAGUCAAUGUCUAAAUGGCCAUGCUUUGGAUAAAACAAAACGUACCCUCGUACGAUGGAAGAAUAAAAUAUAGUUUUGCAUCAAAUAUGUUAUUUACUGCUUUGAAUUUUUACGUACACCCAGAUUAUUUCGGACCGUCCAUUCAGUACAGAUCAU